CUUCGCUGUGGUGAGGGAGGCGCUGUCUGCAGCUGCCGGCGCUGGGAGCAGCUCCUGCCCGCAGGUUCCCGCCCCCCUGACGGUUCGCUCCGUAGACAGCUCUACCGAGCCGCUGUCUGGGCCCCCGAUCCCCCGUCCCAGCCCGGGGCCCCCGAUCCCCCGUCCCAGCCCGGGGCCCCGAUCCCCCGUCCCAGCCCGGGGCCCCCGAUCCCCCGUCCCAGCCCGGGGCCCCGAUCCCCCGUCCCAGCCCGGGGCCCCGAUUCCCCGUCCCAGCCCGGGGCCCCGAUCCCCUGACGCGGCCCACCGGCUGCCUCCCGCCGUCGCUUCCUUGAGGCGGGACCGUGCCCGCGCCCCUGCCGCGGGAUGAAGAGGUUUUUCGGGUUCGGGAAGAAGAAGAAGGGGCAGCCGGCAGCGUCCAGCAGCGCUGCCGAGCCCCUCCCCACCGGUGCCUACGAGCUUCGGCUGAAGGACCUGAGCAAGCUGCACCGUGCGGCCGCCAGUGGCGACCUGGGUCAGGUGCGGCAGGGACUGAAGAAAUACAGCAUCGACGAGCGGGACAAGGCGGAGCGGACGCCUCUGCAUCUCGCUUCUGCGAAUGGCCAUGUGAAUGUUGUUACAUAUCUAGUGGAAAACAAUUGUAAGUUAAAUCUUACUGACGGUGAUAACAGAUCACCACUGAUGAAGGCAGUACAGUGCCAUCAAGAAGAAUGUGUAGCUAUUCUGCUAGAGCACGGUGCCAACCCACAUCUGGCAGAUGCUGACGGCAACACUGCCCUUCACCUUGCUGUCCGGUGUCCGAACACAACUGUAGCGGGGCUCUUACUUGAGUAUAAUGCCAAUAUUGAUGCUCAGAAUAAGGAGGGAUACACUCCACUUAUUCUUGCUAUCUCUGAGCAUCAUGAAGAUAUAGCAGAGUUUCUUCUUCAGAAAGGAGCUGAUGUGCAUGCUCGAGAUCACUGUGAAAGAACCCCACUUAUGACUGCUGCUUCUGGUGGAGUGCUUAAUUUAAUAAAAGUUCUUCUUCGAUACGGUGCUGAUGUUUCCCAUAAAGACACUAACGGAUGGACAGCUGAGGAUUAUGCUGUUAUUCAUGGAUAUUCUAGUCUUAGUAAACAACUGGCGGAAUACGCGGACUGGGAAAAUAUAGGAGAAGGUGAUGCACAAGGCAUCCCAGGACUUAGAACUCCUCACCGAGCCAGAGCUGCUGGCUUUACAUUGGGUGCACCUGCUGUGGACAGAGGAGGAAUGCAACAAUCUCCUAACCAGACAUCAAGAACAGGAAAAACAAAGAAAGCAAUAGAUGACUUGUCGCAAGGAGACUCAAUCAGAAGCUCGGAGAAGGAGGGGAGUGAUGUCAGUUGGAAUACUUCUGAGGAAGAAGAACUCGGUUUUACUCCCAAGAAGCUGCAGAAGCCAAACUUGGCACUGUUAAUGAAUGCUUCCCAGCAGUUCAGGAAAAACAAUGAUGGUGAUGGUUCUAGAACUGAAAUCCCUAGGUCACCAAAGAAAAGCCUCAAACAAAGAACCUUGUCAGAUGCAAACCGGAACAAAGGAGAUUGUGGAGAACUGUUGAAUCAAGAUGUCUCAGAUGCAAGCAACCUGGAGGAAGAAGAAUUGGAGGAGGAGGAGGAGGAGGAUGAAAAUGACAAUGUAUAUGACAAUGAAGAUUAUGAGGAGGAAGAAGAAGAGGAGGAGGAAGAAAAUCUUACUCAAGAUGAAAAGGAGGAGGAAGAUCUGGAAGAUGAAGAAACUCAGUUUAAUGACAUACCGGAAGAGAAACAGAGGGAGAAGAGAGAACCUAAAGGGGAAGUUAAUCAGAAAUUGGACACUGGAGCUGGAGUUGUCUGUGAUGAUGGUGAAAUAAGUCAAGAACUUGAUGAAAACGUGGAGAAAUCUGUUGAUACUCCUGUGUCUUUUAUAGCUGGGUCUUAUGAAAGGUUGCAAGAAAAUGUAACUGCCGUGUCUCCAAAGAUAAUGAAUAAUGAAGUAUCUUGCAAGUCAGUACCAAAGCCAACUGUCUUUCAAAAUCUAAAUAAUUUGCAAGAUAAACAAGAAAGUUGGAACAAGAAAAGCAUAAUUCAGGAGAAGUUGAACAGAAAUGAUGACUCCCAUUUUGCAGGCUCUGAGAUGACAGACUGGAAAAAAGAGACACCUCAGCUUCUCUCAGAUAGCUGUGGUCUUAAGGAGAAAAAGUCAAGCUUCAGUAAUGGCUUCGAAAGUGAUAAUAGUUCUUGGUCAGCAAGAAAAAACCCAAGGCUUGAAAGUCAAAGACCAGACUCUGUUGUUCUUGAACAUGUGGAUGAUGAAGAUACAGAAGAAGAGCAAUAUGAAGUAGAUAAUAAAGUCUGUGAAGCACUGAAACAAGAAAGUGAAAACUUAGGCUUGAAUAGGCAUGAAGAAAAUUUAAGAGCAGCAUUUCACUCAAGCACCAAGGAAAAAUCACCUAAAUGGGAAGAAGAGGAGGAAGAGCAGGAAAAGGAAGACACUGGUAAAGAGCUACAAACUGCAGUUGUUGAGGGUGUGAAAAAUUCUGUUCGUAAUGAUAGCCGUCAAGUCCACAGUGCUUCAAAAGACAACACUGGUGCCCUGACAGCAGUUGGAGCAGAGGAAGAGGAAGAUGCUGAAUCUCCCUGGGAUUCUGAGACGGAUUCUGAAAGUCCAGAAAUAGUAUCACCUGGUGUGUUGCUUCCAGCUGCAGACAGACACGGAGCACGCUCACAGAUGGUUUCAGGGGACCACAAGACUGGCUUUUUGGAGACACCCAAUAAUUCCCAGCUGAAGACCUCUGAAUCUGUUUUGGAAAUGAAUGAAACCUCUCCUAAAAAAAAGCAGCAGAAGUCAGAUCUGUUGGAGGAAUUUGGUUUAGGAGAUGCAGAAGAUGUUGAAGGUGAGAACUCAGGAUCUAUCUUUCCUAUGUCAUCAUCAGCUGAAAAAGACAACAUGAAGGAUGCUAUUGAAAAUUACGGGCUGUGGGUUGAGAAGGAAAAAAGCAAACAAAGAAUUUCCAAAGUGCAGGCGGUGGCAAAACAGGAAUGUCUUGAUAAAUUAAAUAUACCAUCAGGCAACGUCACUGAUCGGCAAAUGAAACAAAAGAUUACUUUAAGGAAGAAUGACUAUUUGAAAAUGGAGAAUGAAAACACUAUAGAAGAAAAAGGCGAAAAGAAUUUUUCAUCUGAUGAGAGCUCAAAAUUGAUUAAAAUGCCAAUGAAAGAUGAAUUUGCCCUGAAUGCCAACGUUGCAAAGAAAAGUAAAAGACAGUCUUCAAAGCAGAAGGCUCACCAGCAGAUGAGCUCUUCCAGUGGGAAUCAUUGUCAAGUACUGGAUGAUAGCACUUCCAGUGAAACAUCUCGGGAUGAAGGAAGACCUGGAGCAACAACCGGGAGUGAAGAGAACAAGGUCGGCAGACAAAUGGAAGUAACUGAUGACCCUGAUUUAUCUCACUCAUCUGUCUCAACUUCAGAGGAUGUCAAAUUAGGAACUUCAACCUACAACGAGGCUAUGAUGCUGUUAGAACAGCUUAGUGUGGAUCAUACAGGUUCUACUAUUUUGUUGAAAAUGCAAAACAUACUUCUUGAAUAUGAACAGGUAAUAGAACAUGAAAAAAAUCGGUGUACAGCUCUCUCAAGAGAAGUAAGGAAAUUGGAAGGUGAAAAGGAGGAGUCACAGUUAAGAGCAGAGGAGACUCAAGAUUUGAAAUCCACAUUGGCUCACCAAGAAGCAGAAUGGAAAAGUGAUAUCCAAAACCUCAAAUGUUCUUUGAAACAAGAAGAAGAAAAGAGGCUCAGAGUAGAAGUACUGUAUGAGAAAAUGAGAGAAAACCUCCAAAAGCAAGAAGAUCAAUAUUGUAAAGAGAUGGAGGAGAAACAGAAACUUGAGUUACACUCAAGGAAUUUAGAAAUGGAGUUAAGAACACUGAGAAUGCUCUUGAAACAGGUUGAAGAGGAGCGUGAUGAAACACAGAGACAGCUCUCUCAGGAAAAAAGUGCCAGAGCCCUUCAAGAAGGAAUUUUGAACAACCACCUUUGGAGACAAAAGGAACUCGAAGAGACAAUAAGAACUAUAGGAAAAAAAUCAGAAGAAUCCAGCAGUGAGAGAGAGAAGGAUCUAUUGUACAAGAAUCAGUUACUACAAGACGAGAUUGCUGUGCUAAGGCUAGAACUCAAUCAAGUAAGACUUAGGCACCAGGAGGAAGAAGGAAAAUAUUUAGAGGAAAAUGAGACCUUGAAAGAAAAAAAUGAAGAUCUCAAAAAGGAACUUAAACUGAACGAGGAAGCAUUAACACAAACGGUUCUUCAGUACAAUGCAGAGCUGGACUUACUAAAGACAGAAUCUGCAGUGCUGACUUCCAAACUUGAGCAGACAAACGAAAGCAAAGGCAGAUUAGAGACAGAAAUUGAAUCAUUUCGUUCCCGCCUGAACACUGCUGUUCAAGAACUUGAACGUCAUCGGUCGUCAGAAAAGGAUGCUGAUCGAAGAUUUCACAGAGAACGUGAUGAAUGGCAUCGCUUGCAAGACAAGCUCCAUCAUGACCUCUCCGACAUGCAAGAAACCAACAAGAGCUUGUCUCAGCAGCUGUGUAAAGCUGAAAGCAAAGCUAAUAAGCUAGAAAAUGAGCUUCACCAGUUGAAGCAAGCCCUCAGAGAAAAAACUUUGCUUCUAGAAAUGACACAAAAAGAAUUAAGUCAAGCCCAGUGUCAGGCAAAGGAAUACGAUCAUGCUCGACAACUUGAGAAAGAUCAAGCAAGCAAACUUGUAAUAAAACAGGAGUCCUUGCAGGAGCGAUUGGCCCAGCUCCAGAGUGAAAACCUUUUACUGCGUCAGCAACUGGAGGAUAUGCAGAACAAGAGGAUCAUGAAAGCAGAAGUAGUGAAUGAUGUGCAGGACCGGUUUAAUAAUAUUCUCAACAAACUCAGAGCUGAUACGGAAAAGCAAGUUUAUCUAAUAGAAGAGCGAAACAAGGAUUUAAAUGCAAAGUGUUCUGAUUUAAGGGAACAAGUCUUCAAAUACGAGACUGACAAAGUAGAAAGAGAGGGCAUGGUCAGACAACUGCAGCAGGAGCUUGCUGAUGCACUUAAAAAGCAAUCUAUGUCAGAAGCUUCACUUGAAGUUACUACACGCUACCGCAGUGACCUGGAGGAAGACAAGCUCCGCUUGCAAAAGGAGUUGGAAAAGGUUAAAACUGAGUUGCGGGAGUUGGAAGAACAGCAUCUUCAGUCUGAGCAUUGUGUUCAUGACUUGAAAGCUGCCUUGGAUAAUAAGGAAAGAGAAGUAACAGCUUCUUCCCAGAAACUGCAGGAGCUCCUGAAGGCAUCUUCUGGGACUAACACUACUAUAAAACAACUGCAAGAAGACGUGCAACGCCUUGAAAUUGAAAAUGCCAGAUUGGAAGCCACAGUCCAGCAACAGAGCGAUAGGAUUGAAGCACUUCAGAGAGAUCUGCAAGCUUUUGCCUCGGUCCAUAACCACCUGGAAGACUUGAUAACUAGCUUACGGACAACGCAGGCAGCUGCAGAGGGCCACCACCAUCAAGAGACACAGAAGCAGAACAUGCUGGCUCUGACGUCGAAGGACUUGCACAGCAUGUGGGAGGAGCACUUGAAGUCAAGAUUCCACCUUGAAGAGCGCGUUGCUCAGCUUGACAAGGAAAAGGCUGAACUGUUGGGACAGUGUGAGAGUGAAAGAAAGAAAGUGAAGAAGCUGGUAGAGUUGAAACGCCCAGUUGAACUACGUCUGAACGAAGAAAUGAAAAGAAACCUCGAUCUGCAGAAAGACUGUAAGAGGUUGAAGAGGCUGUUGAGCAAAGCUACAAAGAAACUAAGGGUCUAUGAGGAGAGAGGGGGACUGUCCCAGCUUAAUUUGCAGGGAGAGAUGAAGAACACGUCUUCUGAAAUGGUCAAUGAAGUUGGCAGAUUAAGAACAAAGGUUGAUGAACUUUCCCAGCAGCUGGAGAUAGAGUCUAAAAAAUGCAUGCAGCUAGAAGCACAAAAUCACGAUUUGCAAGAGGAGCUGUCCACCAUGCGUGGGAACCAUGAAAAACUGGAAAAGAGCAAAAGCCAGCUGAAAGAAGAGGUGGCUAAUCUCAAACACCAUGUGGAUACUAACAUGGUGGAUCGCAGCUAUUUAGAACAAUACAAAAAAGAGGUGGAAGAACGAGCUGAACAAGAAAUAAGACAAAAACUGCAAGAAGUCAAUCUGUUUUUGCAGACGCAGGCAGCUUCCCAGGACAGAUUAGAACAAAUCAGAGCCAGUCAUCAUGCUUCACUGAGAAACCAGCUAAAACACAGAAUUCGAGACCUCGAACGUGAACUGGACAGGAUAAAAAAUACCCAACAAGACAGUAUUUUUCAAAAAGAAUCCACACAGGCAGAAGUGGAAAAGUACAAAGACCUGUAUCUGGAGGAAGUAAAAAACAGAAGAUGCCUAGCAAAUAAACUGGAAAGAGCUAAUGAGAGACUAGCAGAAGCCAACGCUAAGCUCCUUCAGGCGCGCCAUAGAAGCAAACCUUUAAUUGCAAGUAGCGUUGUCACUGGAGGUCUGGCUGCAAGUCCAGUUCUGUAUUCAACUGAACUGGGACAUAUUGGCAACAAUCUGGCACUGAACAGAAGUCUAAGUCUAGGAGGAAGCUUCCUAAGCCCAGCCGUGAAUACGUUAGCAUCAAGAAACAGAGUUGAAGCCUACGUGGCUAAGCUCCUUAAUCAAAAAUCUGUCCGUCUCUCUCUUCUCUGCAGCCAGAUACAUGGCAAGGUACGGCAGGAACUAGAUGAAAAAAUCACUAAAGAACUUGAACAAGCCACUGCUGAACUUGAAACUGGAUCUGCCGGAGCUUCUCCCAUGGUAUCUACUGAUGGAUCUUCAAGAAAUAUCCAUGUUGACCAGGAUCCCCUUUGCAGGGCGAUACAGGAGUACCGUGAUGUUUUAACCAAAAAUUACCUGAUUUGAACAGAAUGCUGGGAAAAAGUUCUGGAAAUCAUUUUGUUUACAUAGUGCAUCUAUAGUUUCUCAUCCCACAGUUCAGAUGUGAAAAUGCGUUUAGUGCAAUCUGAAUAUAAACUCUAAGUCUAUUAAAUGGAUGUCAAGCACAUUGCACUUGCCUGUUGGUUUAUUGAUGCAUAGUUGUUUUAUUUUGCACUCACCAUAAGAAGCCUACGUAUUUUUUUCUGACUAGCAGAAUGACUCAUCUUGAUUCCUGAGCUUGACAGAAUUGUCAAAAUGUUUCGUAUUAAGGUAGAUGCAUUACUUUUCUCCGCUGAUGUCCUGUGUUUUAACAAAAACGUUCCCUUUGUUCUGCUUGAUCCUUUCACCCUAUGUGUUUUUUAAUGUUUCAAGUGUUAUUUUAAUGCUUAGGAUGUCAUUUGAUGUGAUUUGAGCCUGCUGCUUCAGUCCAGAUGCUGUAAAUAUUUCUGUGGAUAAAGUGAAGUCUUUACGUUUCAUGCUGGAGAACAGAGCACUUUACAUUGCUGUCACUUUAUGCGCCUUAGGUUUAAAAUUACUGUGAGUGUAUAGUAGUGCCAAGAAUGUUAUGUGGCGGUUUUGGUAUGUUUGUUUUGUAUCACAGAGCGGGUGAGGUUGGAAAGGACCUCUGGAGGUCACCUGUUCUAGCUCCCCUGCUCAAGGAAGACCACCUAGAGCUGGUUGCCCAAGAUCGUGCUGGCUUUUAUCUCCCAGGAUGGAGCCUCCACGGCCUCGUGGGCAGCCUGUGCUAGUGCUCCGUCACCCUAAUAGUAAAGAAACAUUUCCUGAUGUUCAGCCUCAACCCUCCGUGUUUUGGUUUGCGCCCAUUGCCUCUCACAGUAUUCGUGUUGAGGUUUGUAUCAAAAAUCGCUGCAGCUGUAGACAUUCACAGUUACUACAUCAGCAGCUGUGGGGCACCUGAAACACUUCAUGCGCGGGAAAAAUGAAUGUUAAUAUAUUAAUUUGCAGUCUCCUCAGUACUUUCCAAAACUUGUAUGAUAGGAUAGCCAAUCUUUUUGUUGCAGCUAGCAGCUGAUGGUAUGGUGGCUGUAGCCCAGAUGUUAGCCAGUGUUCUGGGACAUUUGUGUCAAUAAAAGCAGCAGUUUUACUUAUUUCAGGGAGUUAGCUGUUGUUACUGAAGAUCUGCGUUGUCGUUUCCUGUCCACAGAACUCAGUAGUGAUCAGAAGAUGAUAGAGCAAAGUCCCAGUUCUGGAAAAGGAAGAAUGGUUGUCGCCAGAUGAAUUAAGACUGGAAAAAUUUGGGGGUUUUACUCACUAAUUCAAGGACUUGAGUUAACAGGCAGUGAGGAAAGCGAUGAAUGUUGCUGUGACACUGUUCCUUUUUAUAUGAAUACAUAUUUGUGAAGUUAAUAUACUGUAUUUAAUUCCAGAUAUUGUUUCAACUUGAAAUUUAAUAAACUCUGUCAUCUAGUAUA
This is a messenger RNA of Falco peregrinus (peregrine falcon), 8387 nucleotides long. RefSeq names its product ankyrin repeat domain-containing protein 26-like. Gene Ontology annotation, molecular function: protein binding. The transcript is spliced from 39 exons. Bases 364 to 6939 code for a protein of 2191 amino acids. Lineage: Eukaryota; Metazoa; Chordata; Aves; Falconiformes; Falconidae. The record is from RefSeq and is a predicted model, not a curated record.